Messenger RNA from Formica exsecta, 3214 nucleotides. RefSeq names its product protein lethal(2)essential for life-like. The record is from RefSeq and is a predicted model, not a curated record. NCBI's taxonomy places the organism in Eukaryota, Metazoa, Arthropoda, Insecta, Hymenoptera, Formicidae. Gene Ontology annotation, biological process: response to heat; protein refolding. Gene Ontology annotation, molecular function: protein folding chaperone.
CUUCUAUAUAUUAUACAAUAAUAAUAUAUAGAAGUAUGUAAGAUAUAAUAUGUAGAAGUCUAUGAAGCCAAGCUUUAGGUUAAUUGUCACGAUCGAAAAUUUCUAUCUGGGAUAUCUCUAUUUCUCGUGAUUGCUCAGCAAAAUAUGAUCGAGUAAAAAACUUCAGAAAAACAGUUCGUUAAUACCCCGUUCCGUUUGGUGAUGCAGUUCUCUAAUUCGCUACAGUACAGAAGAUGCAACAUCUCAUCUCGACAAUGAGAUUAUGCGUUCUAAUUCUUUCUUCGGAUUUCCGGACUGUUUUUAAAACACGGUUGUCUAAAAUUAAUAAGCGGUACCGUCCACUAUUUUACGCCAUCUCGCAAUCGUGAUUAUUCAGAAGAGAUUGCAAAUUCGAUGUCGCGGAAACAGAAAGGUUCGACAACACAUCGACGAUGUCUUAGAUAGUUAGAGAUAAUGUCGCUGUCACAGACGAAUUGCAUCGAGUAUAUUUUUGAUACAUCAUCGGUUCAUAUCGUCAGGCCUUUCAGUUUAGAUGAUAAAUCGCGAAUGUUUCGUAGCGAUCGCGAGAUGACGAAUGCGGUGAAAAUCGAAGUAUGUAAUCGUCACGAAACAGCGAGGAUGUACAUACAAAGUGGCUCGAGUUAAGCGCAAGUAUGACCGAGUCGGUUUUAAUAGCCAAAAUUCUGUAGCGUUCGUAGGAAGUAAUCUUGAAUGUAUUUUUGGAGAAGAUAGUCAGUGAACGUCACGUGACAUUGUAGGAGCACGCCUCCGCAUCGCGGCGGCGUCGAGACGCCGACCGACGUCGGUUAUUUAAGAUAGAUCCGCGAUUUGCAUUGAGUCAGAGAGCAGACGACUCCGAAAUUGUCUGGUAAACUUCGAGUUGACCGAUCGCCUCUUCACGUUCCACAUAAGGUACGACAGUAGUGUUCUCGUUACGUUUUCUUUUCCUUUUAUCGCGUGUGUGUACUACUGGAAUUCUCUCGUUAUCUCGCCGCGUCCUCACUAGCCCUAAUAGGUAUUAUGAGUCUAAUCGCUUAGCGUAUAACUUACGGUAAUCUUAGAAUUAUUUAAAUAUAAUGUUAUUCGUCUACGUCUCCAUUUCUUUUGUUUCGUCUUUUAGAUCAGGAUGUGAGCUUAUUGGUACGUUUUGUGCGAAAUAAUCUUAAGCUAACGGUCCUUAUGUCCUCGUCAAAAUCUCCCCCACCGAGCUACAACCGCAAACGGAUGUCAAGGAUACAUAUCCUUAAUCAAAGAAGAAAGAAAGGGAUAAUCGUGAAGAAUUUUAGCGCGAGUCACAUGAUCUUUAAUCCUCGAUUUGAUUGUGUUCGGUGAUCGUAAAUCGCGUGUGUAGAUACGUAUGAUGCUUAGCAACGUUUGGGGGCGUGUGACUUUAAACUAGUACCUGCGCUGUCUGAUUAAUCGUCAUCGUUGUUCCAUCGUCAUAGUUGGUCGAUACUUAAAUCCCGAUAAUCUAUUGUCUCGAGACAAUUUCAUUUAAAUUCUCUAUACGUAAUCUUACGCGAACGGACUAGCUUUGCUGUUUCGAGCUCUCGCUUGGCUUAUGACUAUAGUCUAAACAUUAUUGAGUUCUUUGUAUUUUUUCGAGUCUCCGUGUCGUGAAUAGAGAAACCGGUUUCUAUGCGAUCUAAUGAUAACCUCCCUUCCAUUUAUUGGACGUUGCCUUUAAUUCUGUCAAUUCUAUUGCCACGCGAGAGAAGUCGUAUUCCGAGGUAUUUAGUAUCAUCUGCAGUGCUGUAUUGCGUUACAAGAUGCGUCAAAAGAUCCGUUAUAGAUUUAUCUAUUGCCUAUGAGAGGCAAGAAUUUAAAUGUGAGUGAAGAGCUUCUCGUACGUGUAACGUUUAACGAAGGGAGAGUGUCGUUUAAUGUCGAUUUUUACGUACAGCACGUGACUGACGUAUCGGCUAACGCGUUCUUACAUUCCCCUAAAACUAUCACUUAACAAACGAGUAAUCUAGAGUAAUUAAUAACGAUGUGUGCGGUCGAGAAAACGAGACUCUCUCAUUGUGACCUUUAGUUAUAAAUGCGUAGGGUAUCUCACCGACGACUUAUAUUCGUCCAUUCCGGAAUGGAUGACGCGGAUUUCGAUAAGUCUUUCAUAAAUCGAGAUGUACUUCGGCCGUUGUGUAGGAUUGUGUAAUUAGCUUCUUUUACGCUACAAUUAUGUGCCAAUAUGUCAAUAGUGUUCCAAGUAAGUCCGAGAGAUUAAUUACACUUAACGAUAGUCCUAGAAACUAUCCGAUGAAUUAUACACGAGAGAUUUAUCGCCUUUGUGCAGUCUAGCUUAAUAAUUCUUAGCAUCUAUACGUAGAAUUAACGUAUAUAUAUAUAUAUAUUAUAUAUGCUAUAGUUGUGUGAUUCAAUUGCCAAACUUCAUUCACGCCUAUUUCUCGCCCGGGACGCUUAUAUUUUAUUUGUUCGUGUCUCCAGAAAAAUGUAUAUUUCUUCUUGUUUUUACGUUCGAGCAGAGUAUCGACCGGUCAUUAUUGAUUGUUCGAUUGAUUCGCAGAUGUCAAUCGUGCCUCUAGUUUUCCGCGAUUGGUGGGACGAUAUCGAUCGUCCCGUCUCGCGGCUCUUGGAUCAACACUUUGGCACUGGCCUCCACCGAGAUGAUCUGAUUUCGAAUUUUACCGGUCUUGGUUUCAAUCGAGCCCCUUUACGCUCGAUUAUCGGGAACACGUACUAUCGACCGUGGAAGAACGUGACGCGUCAGAGCUCAAGCGGAUCUAGCACGAUCCAGUUGGACAAUAAUAAUUUCCAGGUGAUACUGGACGUGCAACAAUUCUCACCGGACGAGAUCACGGUGAAGACAGUCGACAACUACGUUAUUGUCGAGGCCAAGCACGAGGAGAGACAAGACGAGCACGGCUACAUCAGCAGGCACUUCAUACGCAGAUACGUCCUGCCACCAUCUCACGAUCUCGUCAAUGUCACCUCGACUCUUUCCUCGGAUGGUGUACUAACUGUCACGGCGCCCAAAAAGGCAAUCGAGCCAAGACCCACGUUAACAUCCGCCCUGCUCUCUCAUCCGCGGACACGACCGCGAACGAAUAGAGCCUCUUUCUCUCUUUCUCUCACUAGCCCCUUCUAUCACUCUUUCUCCCUCUCCCGUCUUUGUUAUAGUUGGUGCGGCUUACGUUACAUGUUUGAAUUUUUUGCUUUUUGAUUCCAAUGUUUCCAAUGCUGUGCCUCAGUA